UGUUUCCCUGUUCAUCACAGACGGAUGAUUUGUGACUCGUCACAGAAUAAGGACAUGCGUUUCCGUGCUCUGGGAAAUAUACGAUAACUACGGAUCAGUUUUGCACGCAAAAUGUGACAAAUCUGAAGAGGGAGGCCAAGCAGCAAGACGGCCCAAAACAGUGUUUUCAGGUGCUUAUUUGUCCAUAUGGAUGACUGCAAACAAAUCCAUUGUUCUGUGAGAACCUGUUGGUCCAGCCUAUAACUAACACUCAGAUGCAAUCAGUAUGGAUGUCAUUGGACAGAAGUACUUCACAACAGUUGAUUUUGUAUUGUUUGCCCUCCUUCUUGUGGCCUCCAUGGUCAUAGGGCUGUACUAUGCCCUCUCUGGAGGACGACAGAGAACAACUCAAGAAUUUCUGUUGGCUGACCGGAGCAUGAAGUGCCUACCCCUUUCCCUGUCACUCAUGGCCUCUUUCCAGUCAGCUGUUGCUAUAGUCGGCACACCAGCAGAAGUCUACGCCAAUGGCACGCAGUACUGGUUCAUAGGCUGCUCCUACAUUCUGGGACUCCUUAUUCCGGCCCACAUUUUCAUUCCAGUAUUCUACAGACUGCAACUCAAUAGUGCUUACCAGUACCUGGAACUCCGUUUUUGUAAAACAGUCCGGAUCUGUGGAACGAUUACCUUUAUUUUUCAGAUGGUCAUUUACAUGGGUGUUGGUGUAUAUACUCCCGCUCUUGCACUAAAUGCAGUUACUGGUUUUCAUUUAUGGGGAGCAGUAUUAGCAACUGGACUAAUAUGUACAGUGUACACUACUUUGGGUGGACUGAAGGCAGUGAUCUGGACUGACGUGUUUCAGACAUUGGUGAUGUUCGCAGGUCAGCUGGCUGUCAUCAUAGUGGGUGUGCAGCAAGUUGGUGGGCUUUCUGACUUUUGGAGGAAAAUCAGAGAGGGAGACCGCAUCUCCAGCAUUGACUUAAAUCCAGACCCAACUGUGCGGCACACGUUCUGGACGUUAGCACUUGGUGGAGUGUUUCUGAUGCUUUCUUUGUAUGGAGUGAACCAGGCGCAGGUGCAACGAUACCUCAGUUCUCGUACUGAGAAAGAGGCUAUAAUGUCAUGCUACAUGGCGUUUCCAUGUCUUCAGAUUGCUUUGGGUCUAAGCUGUCUAAUGGGUCUUGUUAUGUUUGCAUGUUACGGUGAUAACAGCACUUUAAACGAACAGUUCUUCACUUCUAAAGACCAGAUGGUCUUGUACUUUGUCAUGGACAUGCUGCAGAACUUUCCUGGACUGCCUGGAUUGUUUGUUGCUUGCUUAUUCAGUGCAUCUCUAAGCACAAUAUCCUCAGCCUUCAAUUCCUUGGCCACAGUAACAAUGGAGGAUCUGAUCAAACCACAUUGUCCUUCCAUGACAGAGGCUAGAGCCACUUUACUCUCGAAGAUACUUGCCUUUUUAUAUGGCCUUGUAUGUCUUGCUAUGGCCUAUGUUUUCCAUUUGAUGAACAGUUCUGUUUUGCAGGCAGCACUCAGUAUCUUUGGCAUGGUAGGAGGACCCUUGUUGGGUCUUUUCUGUCUUGGGAUAUUUUUCCCGUGGGCCAAUAGCACUGGGGCUGUGAUGGGGCUGUUUGCUGGUCUAGUCAUGGCCUUCUGGGUUGGCAUUGGUGGAUUUGUGACUCAGAUGCCAAGCAGUAUCAUCAUGCAUUCCCAGAACUGCACUGAUACAGUAGCAACAGAGAACAUGACCAUGGCCACAGUGACUGCUAUCUUGACUGCAGUCACUGAUAAACCAAGUAAACCUGUUGGGCUGCACGGCCUCUAUUCACUUUCAUACAUGUGGUAUAGUGCACUGAACUCCUCCGUUGUGGUUCUUUUUGGACUCCUCGUCAGUCUCCUCACAGGGCCAAUGAAAGAACAAGACUUGACAAGAGGGACAGUUUAUCCUCUAGUGGAGAAGAUACACCCUUUCCUGCAAAUGCUAGCAAAGCCCAAAUCUUGCUUGGGCUCUUCUCCAGAACACAGGCAAAUUCCUAUAUGCCAUGAUCAAAUGAAUGGUGUUGCCAACAAAGAGAGAAACACUGAAAUGGAGGAAGAAAGAGAGACUUUUCUCCCACUAUCCCAAAUAUCCUGUUUGGAGCAGGAAACAGCAGUGUGACUCACUAUCAGAAAAACCAUGAAUUGUAAGUACGGGUGUUAAGAUUAUGAUGGCAUGAGUGUAAGAACAGCUCUGCAGUAUUAUGGUAUGGUAUUUGCUUUGUUUAGAAAAGUGUUUUUUUUUAUCUGACAUUAUAAGGAGAACUCUCAGAUUGAAAAGCAGUUGAAGAAUUUGUGUGAAAAGCAAAGCACCUUAUGAACACACAUCCAUUGUGAACAAAUAAAGAACCAAAUAUUGGGAGAAUGUAAAUCCAUGAUAUGGUGACUGUAAGUAAUUGAAUGCUGCGAUAAACUGGUGUAUAAACUUUACACUGUAAAUUUAGUGUUUGCUUGCAAACUUGCAUACUAUAAUACGAUUGUAUUGAUGAGAUAUGAAAUAUGUGCCUAACUUGCAGUCCCAUCCUGGGACAGUGAAGGCAUAGUUGCCUUUUGUGGUCUGUAUUGAAGUGCUUGCAAUUAGUAAAUGCAAAAUGACAUGUUUAUGGGAAUGAUGUUUCAAGGGAAAAUGUGAGCAUAAAUAAAUUAAAAGUACUAUUUAAAAAAACCUAUUAGUUACUAGGUUUUGUAUCCAUGAUUAAUUUCUGACCUAAUGAAAUCACUCAGAUGUGAACAAAGCCAUUUAGAAUGGUUUGAUGUGAAAUUCGCCUUUAACCCUCAUAGGGUCUUCGGGUCUGUGCAUAGGGUCUUUUGGCUCAUUUUCUGUACGGAACAUAAAUCAGAAAACAUUUUCAAUGACCCCCCCCCCCCCCCCCCAUAUACCCCCCCUUCACAUUUAUAUUACAUACAGGGUCUUCGGGUCCUGUGGACCUGGGGUUAGUGAAAGUGUGGAAAUCAUAGGUUCUCUGUGUGUGUGUGGGGGUGUGUGAAUGGAUGAGCACCCACAGUGUGCACCCACUGUUCCCGCACAAGUUUGCAACAUUGUUGCAAAGUUAAGAGCACCAUCACUGCCAGCACCCACAUUCCCACACAUUUCACUUUCUAUCUCGUGGGAAUCAGUCUUGUGGAUCUAACACUAUAAACAGCUCUGUCAGUAUGGUUCUAUACCAUAAAUGAUCAAGAUGGCAAAGCGAUUCACUGUUCAGAGUGCCUUACAGCUGAUAUUGGAGGAGACAGAGGGUUCUCAUAGUGAUGCAGAAGAAGUAGUUUCGGAAUAUGAAGAUCACAUUUCUGAAAAUUCAGAGUCUGACAGUGAGUUUGAAGAGAAGGAUCAGCAUCAGUCAGCUCCAAAGCAUAAAAGAGCCUCAGGACCAACCCAUCAGCAUCCAGGACUAUGUGAGCAGCCAGCCAUAGGACCAGCCUGUCAGCCAGCUCCAAAAUGCAAGCAAACCACAGGACCAGCCCAUGAGAAGCUAGCCACUUUCCGGCAGUAUAUCCCAUCUAAACCUGCCAAGUAUGGUAUAAAGAUUUGGGCUGCCUGUGAUGCUGCUUCAUCUUAUGUGUGGAACUUGCAGGUCUACACAGGGAAAUGCAAUGGAGGAGCCCCUGAGAAAAAUCAAGUAAUGAGAGUGGUCCUCAAUAUGGCUCAGGGACUUUCUGGACACAACAUCACAUGUCAGAAUUUUUUCACAUCACACCAGCUAGGACAAGAUCUGUUAAAGCGGAAGCUGACUAUGGUGGGAACAGUACGCAAAGGCAGGUCUGAGCUCCCUCCCCAGCUCACUGAAAACAGAGGACAGGCCUGACCAGUCAUCAAAGUUUGUGUACACGGCUGACACGACCCUGGUAUCGUAUAUACCAAAGAAAGGUGGACAGAAAAACACAAUAUACAUGCACCCAGUGCAAGAAAUACAUAUGCAACACACACACAGUGAAACUCUGCCCUUCAUGUGUAGUAUAAUGGUAUGGUAUGAAAAUGGCCACAUUCAAUGGGGGUAAUGUGUUCAGUGGGGCUUAACUGACCUGAGCAAGUCAAAUAAAAAAAAAUCCAUUUUAGUUUUGGAAAAACAUGUUUCAUUUGUUCAUUUCUUGUUAUUUUUUCUGUUAUGCCUGUUUUAUGAUGCAUGUCCUUAUGUUACAUUUUAAAUUAAAAAAAUUAACCAAAACGAGUGGCAUUUCUAUUCAUAAAUGUGAUUUAACAAAGGUAAACGCCACAAAUUUAACCCAUGUGUUGUUUAUAUUACUUGCAAUUGGGAUAAAGUAAACAUCUGCUGAGUAUAUUAAAAUAAGAUAAUUGAUUAUGUUAAAUUAAAAGCCCCAAAAUGCAUCGGGUCCACCAGACCCAGCAGGACUCUUUAUGUAACAAAAAAACGAAGACCCUAUAAGGGUUAAAUUACUAAGUAUUGUUCUCCACAGUGGUGAUAAGAGCCAGACCUCAGAAGAGCUCAAUGCCUCUAAAAGCUACCUCACAAAAACUACAACAUCUACUGCCUGAUGCUGAAACAUUGUUUUACAAGCAGGUCAUUUUAAUGCAAAUAAGAACCGAAAAGGAAAAAAUUACCUUUAUUUUACCAUUAUUAACAUUGCAUAUACAAUCUCAAGAAACACAUGGCAGUUCAUUGGUUAUUUUAGAUAGUAAACUGUAAAAGUAAAAUGGCUCGAUUUGCAUUGUAGACAUCGCAACCCCUGGUUCCUGUCACUACCACUUUAAAGAAAUCUGGGUCAGUAAGUUUCUCUACAGUGAAUUAUUUCUCAACAAACCACUUUUAAUGACUUUGUUUGCAGAAAUAUUGAAAAAUCUGUUGAAUUUAUAUAAAAAGUACACUUCCACUUGAGAUUGUAAAUGAGGUAGAAAUACAGCAAAGUUUCACAAGGGAAGAUUGUGUUAAGAUGGUGAUGUCAUUUAAUUGAAUGAAGUUCUUGGCAAAGAAAGAAUGCAAAGCAUGUUGAACAAAAGCUUAACUGUAACUAUUUUAAUUUGACCAUAUACAAUCUAAUAUUCUGCUCACCUAAAAUGUGGAAUUGAAAACAAAAAAAUACUCUUUCAAAACAAUAAAACACACAGAGCUUAAAAAGGUGACUUGUACUUCUGCCUCAUAUUUGUUGAACUGAUUGAAGUAAAUAUGUUUAAAAUGUUUAGUUUUACAUUUUACACUGUACAUUUUUUUUUUCUAAUGAAGCCAAAGCACACAUUUUGUGCUGUAUCAUCAAAAUAUGAAUUCUGUCUAAUGGUAAAGACCUUAAGAAAAUAAAGUUCAUCCUGAA
Messenger RNA from Pygocentrus nattereri (red-bellied piranha), 5271 nucleotides. RefSeq names its product solute carrier family 5 member 6 (gene slc5a6b). Gene Ontology annotation, cellular component: membrane. NCBI's taxonomy places the organism in Eukaryota, Metazoa, Chordata, Actinopteri, Characiformes, Serrasalmidae. Gene Ontology annotation, biological process: pantothenate transmembrane transport; sodium ion transport; biotin transport. Gene Ontology annotation, molecular function: sodium-dependent multivitamin transmembrane transporter activity. The coding region runs from base 266 to 2131 and encodes 621 amino acids. The record is from RefSeq and is a predicted model, not a curated record. The transcript is spliced from 16 exons.